Messenger RNA from Colossoma macropomum (tambaqui), 2033 nucleotides. RefSeq names its product zinc finger protein 658B-like. Lineage: Eukaryota; Metazoa; Chordata; Actinopteri; Characiformes; Serrasalmidae. Gene Ontology annotation, biological process: regulation of transcription by RNA polymerase II. The record is from RefSeq and is a predicted model, not a curated record. The transcript is spliced from 2 exons. Gene Ontology annotation, molecular function: DNA-binding transcription factor activity, RNA polymerase II-specific; RNA polymerase II cis-regulatory region sequence-specific DNA binding. The coding region runs from base 50 to 2011 and encodes 653 amino acids.
CUCUCAGUGUGGAAAGAGUUACCCGGUUUCAAGCCAACUGAAAGCCCACAUGAUGAUCCACACAGGUCCAAAGCCAUAUUCAUGCUCUGAGUGCGGAAAGGGGUUUUUAAUCCCAAGCAAACUCAAAGCCCACACAAUGACUCAUACCGGAGAAAAGCCAUUCACCUGCUCAGAGUGCGGAAAAGGUUUUUCGAGAUCGGCCAACCUUAAAAUCCACAUGCUGAUUCAUAGCGGAGAAAAGCCAUUUGGCUGUUCUGAGUGCGGAAAAAGCUUCUCAUCGUUCAGCAACCUUAAAACCCACAUGAUAACUCACACUGGAGAGAAGCGCUUCACCUGCUCUCUGUGUGGAAAGAAGUUUUCCAGAUUAUCCAACUACACCUUCCACCAGAAAAUACAUACUGGAGAAAAGCCUUACACUUGCACCGAGUGUGGAAAGCAGUUCUCAAGAGCAUCAAGCCUUCAGUUCCACCAGAGAAUACAUACUGGAGAAAAGCCUUACACUUGCACUGAGUGUGGAAAGCAGUUUUCACAAGCAAAACGUCUGAAGAUUCACCAGAGAAUACAUACUGGAGAAAAGCCUUAUGUUUGUCUUGUCUGUGGGAAAAAUUUCUCUGAUCCAUCUAACUAUCGUGUGCACCAAAAGAUACAUACUGGAGAAAAGCCUUACAGUUGCACUGAGUGUGGAAAGCAGUUCUCAAGAGCAUCAAGCCUUAAGUUCCACCAGAGAAUACAUACUGGAGAAAAGCCUUACAGUUGCACUGAGUGUGGAAAGCAGUUCUUCAAUGCACAUGAUCUGAAGAUCCACCAGAGAAUACAUACUGGAGAAAAGCCUUACACUUGCACUGCAUGUGGAAAGCAGUUUUCACAAGCACAACAUCUGAAGAUUCACCAGAGAAUACAUACUGGAGAAAAGCCUUACAGUUGCACUGUGUGUGGAAAGCAGUUUUCACAAACAGAACAUCUGAGGAUCCACCAAAGAAUACAUACUGGAGAAAAGCCUUAUGUUUGUCUCGUCUGUGGGAAAAGUUUCUGUGAUCCAUCUAGCUAUCAUGUGCACCAAAAAAUACAUACUGGAGAAAAGCCUUAUAGUUGCACUGAGUGUGGAAAGCAGUUCUCUAAACAAUCAACUCUAAAGAUCCACGGGAGAAUACACACUGGAGAACAGCCUUACACUUGCACUGUGUGUGGAAAUCAGUUUUCACAAGCACAACAUCUGAAGAUUCACCAGAGAAUACAUACUGGAGAAAAGCCUUACAGUUGCACUGUGUGUGGAAAGCAGUUUUCACGAGCACAACAUCUGAAGAUUCACCAGAGAAUACAUACUGGAGAAAAGCCUUACACUUGCACUGUGUGUGGAAAGCAGUUUUCACGAGCACAACAUCUGAAGAUUCACCAGAGAAUACAUACUGGAGAAAAGCCUUACAGUUGCACUGUGUGUGGAAAGCAGUUUUCACGAGCACAACAUCUGAAGAUUCACCAGAGAAUACAUACUGGAGAAAAGCCUUACACUUGCACUGUGUGUGAAAAGCAGUUUUCACAAACAGAACAUCUGAGGAUCCACCAAAGAAUACAUACUGGAAAAAAGUCUUAUGUUUGUCUCGUCUGUGGGAAAAGUUUCUGUGAUCCAUCUACCUAUCGUGUGCACCAAAAACUACAUACUGGAGAAAAGCCUCAUAGUUGCACUGAGUGUGGAAAGCAGUUCUCUAAACAAUCAACUCUAAACAUCCACCGGAGAAUACAUACUGGAGAAAAGACUUACACUUGCACUGUGUGUGGAAAGCAGUUUUCACGAACAGACCGUCUGAAGAUUCACCAGAGAAUACAUACUGGAGAAAAGCCUUAUGUUUGUCUCGUCUGUGGAAAAAGUUUCUCUGAUCCAUCUAACUAUCGUGUGCACCAAAAGAUACAUACUGGAGAAAAGCCUUACACUUGCCCUGAGUGUGGAAAGCAGUUCUCCAAAGCACAUGAUCUGAAGAUCCACCAGAGAAUACAUACUGGAGAAAAGCCUUAAAGUCAGCCAGUCAACUCACCUU